Fonsecaea nubica is the source of this 2169-nucleotide messenger RNA. RefSeq names its product ribosomal RNA small subunit methyltransferase B. The record is from RefSeq and is a predicted model, not a curated record. The transcript has a single exon. Bases 1 to 2169 code for a protein of 722 amino acids. Gene Ontology annotation, cellular component: nucleolus. Gene Ontology annotation, biological process: rRNA base methylation; maturation of LSU-rRNA. Gene Ontology annotation, molecular function: RNA binding; rRNA (cytosine-C5-)-methyltransferase activity. Lineage: Eukaryota; Fungi; Ascomycota; Eurotiomycetes; Chaetothyriales; Herpotrichiellaceae.
AUGGGCGUGGGACGCCGCAUGAGAAAGCAGGGUCCCCCAGCGACUCUGGAGGAAUUGGGCCUCAAUCUGAAGCGUAAAUCUGCCAGCGAAGAGCCCAAUAAACCCGCCCGGAAAAGGAGGAAGUCGGAGGAGAAACCGCAGCUGACAGCAAAUGCCUCAAAGAAACUCGUCAACCUCGACCGAGCCUCUCGGAAUGACCCUCCUCCUCCUACGGUGUCAGCGAAGACAGGUGCACAGAAAAAAGUCAAACUGGUAAACAACGAUGCGCAAAUUACUGUGCCGCCUCCGAUACCUGCUGGUACCUUCGAGGGAAUUGAUGGGGACGAGGAGGACGAGGGCGACGAGAGCGAUCUCAAUGCCACAGAAGUCGCCCUAAACACUGUCUCGCUGUCAGACCUGGAAGAUGAGGACGAAGAUGAAGAUGAUGACGAACUGGCACAAGCAGAUCUCGACGGGGAAAUCUCUGACGACUCCGUCUUCGACUCAGAUCAGGAAGAACAACCGCGCCGCAUGUUCUCCGAGGAUGAGGAUGAGUCCGAUGCCGAAGCCAAGCUCACCGCUGCCAACAUCGAAGGUCUUUCGCGAAAGCUCGACCAACAACAGGCGCAGGAGGAUGCAGAAGCUCAGCAGGAGCUGGAAGACGCGGCCCUCCAAACAAAUAUUGCCAAAGACGAAGGCGUGCUCGACUCGGCCACCACACAAGGUCUAGCGCCCGACCUAUCCAUCAUUCGCACAAGGAUGACUGAGACGAUACGAGUCUUGGGCAACUUCUCACAGCUUGCGGACAAAUCGAAGUCGCGAACCGACUAUACCGAACAGCUGCUCGCCGACAUCUGUACAUACUACGGCUACACCCCUUUCCUCGCCGAGAAGCUGUUUUCGCUUUUCACCCCAGCGGAAGCAUUCGCCUUUUUCGAGGCCAACGAAACCCCCCGCCCCGUCGUCCUCCGUACAAACACCCUCCGGACCAAUCGCCGCACCCUUGCUCAAGCAUUGAUUAAUCGAGGCGUCGUCCUGGAGCCCGUCGGAAAAUGGUCCAAGGUCGGCCUCCAAGUUUUUGAGGCUCCCGUACCGCUGGGUGCAACACCAGAGUACCUUGCCGGACACUAUAUCCUCCAAGCUGCGUCCUCAUUCCUUCCCGUUAUGGCCCUCGCCCCGCAACCGAAUGAACGAAUCCUGGACAUGGCUGCCGCGCCCGGUGGAAAGACGACCUAUAUCUCGGCCUUGAUGCGAAAUACCGGCGUCGUGUUUGCCAACGAUGCCAACCGCCAGCGAGCCAAAGGUCUCAUUGGUAACAUCCACAGGCUUGGAUGCAAGAACACCAUUGUCUGCAACUACGAUGCGCAAAAAGCCUUCCCAAAAAUCCUCGGUGGCUUCGACCGUGUGCUUCUGGACGCCCCCUGCUCCGGCACCGGGGUCAUUGGCAAAGACCCCAGCGUGAAGACAUCCAAAAACGAACGCGAUUUCCUGGCCCUCCCGCACCUGCAAAAACAACUCCUCCUGGCAGCCAUCGACUCGACCGACCACGCCAGCAAGACGGGCGGGUACAUUGUCUACUCGACGUGCUCGGUCACGGUAGAAGAGAACGAAGGGGUUGUGCAGUACAUCCUGCGCAAGCGACCCAACGUCAAGAUCGUCGACACCGGAUUGGGGAGUUUCGGCUCCGAGGGGUUCAAAAGCUACAUGAACAAAAAGUUCGACGACCGCAUGAACUUGACGCGACGGUACUUCCCCCACCGGGAGAACGUGGACGGGUUUUUCGUGUGCAAGCUGAAGAAGACGGGGCCGACGCCCAAGAAUGCGCCGGGACAACAGACCAAUGGGGCGGCUGAUGGACGAGAGUCACGGUCCUCCGUUGCCGUCAAUGCAGACAAAGACAGAGCCAGAGACCACGCCUCGGAAUCGAACGGUGCAGUGGACACCGCCGCCGCCUCGUCGGCCGAUGAUUUCGGCGGUUUCAACGACGACGAAGACAGAGAGCUUAUCGAGCGGGCCGAGAAAAAGUGGCUCAAGGCCAGAGGACUUGAUCCCAGGGUGGCGGAUCGCAAGAAGCAGGGCGAGGACACGCAGGAUCCUCCCAAAAAGAAUGGGGGUGUCGUCAGCGGUGGCGUCGAGACCAAACAGAGCAGUAAAAGGUCGAAGGCAAAGGGGGUCAAGGCGAAGAAGUAA